CUCAAGCUUAAUAUCGAUGGUAUAUAUUUUUUAUUCGCAUAUCGCGCAAAUUAUUUAAAAAAGAAUGAGCAAGCGCGACGCGUAUGAACAUAAUAUCAGCCAGCUGCUGGAGGAUGUUAAUGAGCAGCGACAGCAGGCGUACCGUUUUGCGCGCGCCAUGGAGCAGAGCAUUCUCAUUGACAGCAGCGACAAUGACAGCGGCGACGAAUACAGGAUACCGCCAAUAAAAAAGUCAGUCUCGCAACCAGCCCUAAUUUUAGAUGAAGAUAGUAUCACUAGAGGCAGCUGUCGAAGCGUGCAUUUGACGGAUUCGCCGCCAGCCAGCUUUCUAGACGACUUUGCGCGCGAUUUUGUCGAAAAUUACAAGCCCACACACCCGCCAGCCCGAAUACUUGGGCGGCUCACACAAUACCCUUGCCAAAGAGUAAAAUCAAUUCGCCGGGAUGCCGAGUCCGACGUGAAAGGCAACGGCGGCAAUGGUGCGAGUCGAGGCGCGCCCGCAAAACAAAUAUUUUGCUUGCCAAAAGAUGUUGACUCGAGAAAAUUUGAUACUGCCAGACACAAUUACUGCACUCCGACUAAAUCCGGCGCACGCCGCCAGGCAGAUUCGCGACGAAGCCCAGCAUUGCCACAGAGUGUCUAUACGCAGAGUAGCCUAGAGACUCUGCGAAAGCCAACAAACCGGAUAGAAAUUGAAACACCCCAAAGGUCUGACAUAUUGAGGACUCGCGAAACGCCCGGAAUAUUUAGCGCGCACAGAGCUGUUGAACCACAAGCUCAUCCGGUUUCUCAGAGCGAGUCCGAGACGCACAGAAAUAUGAGUCUGUCGAGCAAAUUGGACAAACGCUCGCGGCGAGUGAAGGCGAGAGCGCAGAUUUGCAGCCGACUCUGGACGAGAGCCGGAUGUCAAAGAUAGACAGAGCAGCUCGAAUGCAGCUGUGGGACCGCUUUGGCACAACGGACAGAUGCCGAACGCGGAAAGACGACAAAGAUGAUGAGCGAAUAUUGGAACUCGUGCGGCUGGCCGAGCAAAUG
Molecule: messenger RNA, 1035 nt
Organism: Kickxella alabastrina
Lineage: Eukaryota; Fungi; Kickxellomycota; Kickxellomycetes; Kickxellales; Kickxellaceae
Exons: 1
Coding region: 65-916 (283 amino acids)
Source: RefSeq, a predicted model, not a curated record